Molecule: messenger RNA, 1791 nt
Organism: Larimichthys crocea (large yellow croaker)
Lineage: Eukaryota; Metazoa; Chordata; Actinopteri; Sciaenidae
Source: RefSeq, a predicted model, not a curated record
AUGGCACACACUUCAUUCAUAUGCGUAAGAUGUUUGUUGGUGAAAUCAGUAGAACCAGAGUGCAGAGGCCCCAUGUCCAAAUCUGGGAUCCGCCAACCGCCUAUUCGUGCCUUCAUGGAUGACCUGACAGUAACCACCGAGUCAGUGCCUGGAGGCAGAUGGAUCUUGACGGGGCUGGAGAGGCUAAUGGGAUGGGCCAAAUUGUCAUUCAAGCCAACGAAGUCAAGAUCCUUGGUCUUGAAGAAGGGCAGAGUAGCAGACAAGUUCUGCUUCUCUAUCUCAGGAACACCAAUCCCCACCAUCUCUGAGAAGCAGAUUAAGAGCUUGGGAAAGUUCUUCGACAGCAGCCUUAAGGAUUCAGCCUCCAUCAAGAACACCUGUCAGGGGCUAGAGGGAUGGCUGAAGGUUGUGGACAAGACAGGCCUCCCGGGAAAAUUCAAAGCAUGGAUUUACCAACACGGGAUUCUGCCAAGGAUACUGUGGCCAUUGCUCCUCUAUGAGUUUCCGAUCACUACCAUCUCAGAUCUGGAAAGGAGAGUCAGUCGCUACUUGAGGAGAUGGUUAGGACUGCCGAGGAGCUUGAGCAACAUCGCCCUCUAUGGAAACACCUGCAAACUGACACUUCCCUUGAAAUCCAUUGAGGAGGAGUUCAAGGUCUUGCGUGCAAGGGAGGUGCUGCAAUUCCGUGAGUCAGCGGAUCCAAAAGUGUCUGGGGCAGGAGUAGCAGUCAGGACUGGCAGGAAAUGGAGAGCAGAGGCUGCAGUGGAGCAGGCAGAGUCCUGGCUAUGGCACAGAGUCCUGGUGGGAACAGUGGCCAGAGGAAGGAUGGGUCUAGGAACCAUAGCAUCCCCCCGUUUUGACAAGGCUCGGGGAAAGGAGCGGAGGCAACUAGUCCAGAAUGAGGUGAGAGCAGUGGUUGAGGAGGAGAGAUCCAGCCGAGCAGUGGGAAUGAGACAGCAAGGCGCCUGGACGAGAUGGGAGCAAGUUGCAGAGAGGAAGAUCUCGUGGACUGACCUUUAGCAGGCAGAGCCACACCACAUCAAGUUCUUAGUCCAGGCCGUCUAUGAUGUACUCCCCAGCCCUUCCAACUUGCACUGCUGGGGUUUGGUCGACACUCCAGCAUGCCCUCUUUGCCAAAGAAAGGGGACCCUCGAGCAUAUAUUGAGUUGCUGCCCAAAAGCUCUGGGGGAUGGCCGUUACCGAUGCCGUCACGAUCAGGUGCUCAAGACCAUCUCAGAGAGCAUCUAUAGUGGCAUCACCAGCUGUCGGAGGUCUAAACCCACAAAGAGAGCCAUAAACUUCGUCAGAGCUGGGGAGAAACUAAGUACAAGACCAAGAGCAACAUCAGGGCUUCUCAACACUGCACAGGACUGGCAGCUGUCAGUGGACUUGGGGAGCCAACUCAAGUUCCCCCAGCAUGUUGUUAAGACCACCCUCAGACCUGAAUCGUCAGAGGCAACAAAGAGUGUUAUCAUGCUGGAGCUCACUGUGCCGUGGGAAGAGCGAAUGGAGGAGGCCUUUGAGCGGAAGAGGGGGAAAUAUGACGGCCUAGUCAGCGACUGCCACAGACAAGGCUGGAAGGCUAGGUGUUUGCCUGUGGAGGUAGGGUGCAGAGGCUUUGCCGGACAGUCUCUGUGCAGGGCCUACACUGCAUUGGGCAUCACAGGAGAGAGAAGGAGAAGUGCCAUCCGGAACAACACAGAGGCAGCAGAGAAAGCCUCUAGGUGGCUCUGGAUAAAGAGAGCGGAUCCGUGGAUAAAUGCUGCUGGGGCACAAGCUGAGGCGUCAUGA